AUGGAUUCGGGCCUGCCGUCAGACUCAUGCCCACCGCGAUACCCACUGCGACAAUUGUCCCAAUCAUUGUCCGAGUCCGAGCUGCCAAGUCGGCUGGACCCCAGCAUGGGGGAUGUCUGGCUGCAUGAGAACCCACAAGCUGAUUGGAAUGCCCUCGAUGAUUUCUUCUUCUGUUCCUCGGACCCAACAGACUUACAAUGGUCUCAGUUCAUGGGACUUGGUUCACCUCAAGGUUUUAUGGAAGAGACUCAAGACUAUCCGAUACAACAAACCACGGAGCACUUGGUCCAACCCGAGCCGGAGAAAAUCCCUUCGCAGAAUCUUGCGAAUGUUCCACAGUGGCUUGAUGGAGCAUACCGCCCACCCAUGCCCUGCAGCCACUGCCGUAGGCAUCGAUUGCAAUGUCUGAUCCUUCGAACAACAGAGGCUAAUCCAAACCCUGUCACUUCUUGUUCCAGCUGUGUGGCACUCUUCCGGGAAUGUAGUCUCGCCAAAGGCGAAAAACGACUCCCAUCUCGCUUCGAGACAUUUUCACCCGUACUCGGUCACCUGCAUGGCCUGCCAGAAGACGCAGAAUAUGGAAUAGCUAACCAACAGGAUGUUCUCGGCCAUGACCGCACGGUAACCCAAGGCGUUGACCCUGGGAUUGAAAAUAAAGAUGAACGCAAGGAUUCCAAACAAUUUGUCCGGAAAGGGGCCAGGGUCUUACGAGAAUGGUUUUAUCAAAACCAAGAGUACCCAUAUCCUACUGAGGUACAGAAGGAACAACUUUCGAUGGAGACUGGCUUCUCUCAGAAGCGUGUCUCGACUUGGUUUGCGAAUGCUCGUCGCAGACAAAAGCAAAAGUUUCAAUCGUCGAAACAAACUUCGAACUCACGCUCCCGCGCAGGCUCUCCGAUGGUCACCAGCACGUUGAGCUCAAUGACGCCCAUGGAACGCUGGAAAGCAUCUCCACCCGAAGACGAGCCCGUUUUGGAAUCGGCUAUUCAAGACGCUAUCGCUUCGGGCGUGGCGGAUCCUGGCCCUGCAUCUGACCCGUUCCAUUUCGAUAGAUCUGCAACAGAUCUUUUCAACCUUGAUGAGACAUCUUCACAUCUGGCCUCCUCUGCUUCUAGCUUUGAGAGCAGAGCCUCUGAGACUUCCGACAGUAUUUCCUCGGCCUGGAGCCAUCAAUCUGGAGAAGGAAAUAUGCCCUUCCCGCUGCUUCCCAAGACUCCAAGCAGUAGACGACAACGGGGAAGGCGAUUUUCGGAAGUUGAAUGUCAAUACCAGUGCACAUUCUGCACCUCAUCCUUUCGGAAGCGACAUGAUUGGGCUCGGCACGAGAAAAGUGUACACCUUCAACUCGACUCGUGGAUCUGCACGCUGAAUGUCGAUGAACUUUACCAACAAUAUAGUACUUCAGUAGACAACUGCUACUUCUGCGAUGCUCCCUACCCAUCACCCGCCCAUUGGGAUGAACAUGAAUUUCACAUCUGUGCUGGAAAGCCAAUUGCGGAAAGAUCCUUCAGUCGAAAGGAUUAUUUAUGGCAGCAUCUCCGCAAAUUCCACGCUUGUACUAAGCUUCCUGCCUCAGAUCUGGAUGUUUGGCGGGGUUCUAAUGGCGACGUUGGAAGCCGUUGCGGGUUUUGCAAUCAAAAUCUUCCUGAUUGGGCUUCCCGAGCCGAACACCUCGCGGCACAUUUCAAAGGGGGAGCCCGUAUGGAACAAUGGCAGGGUAAUUGGGGACUAGAUUCGUCGGCCAUGAAAAUGUUGAGAAACGCUGUUCUUCCAUCACGGCGAUCUUUAGUGUCGGGAUCUACAUAA
Penicillium cosmopolitanum is the source of this 1806-nucleotide messenger RNA. RefSeq lists its product as uncharacterized. Gene Ontology annotation, biological process: regulation of DNA-templated transcription. The transcript has a single exon. The record is from RefSeq and is a predicted model, not a curated record. Lineage: Eukaryota; Fungi; Ascomycota; Eurotiomycetes; Eurotiales; Aspergillaceae. The coding region runs from base 1 to 1806 and encodes 601 amino acids. Gene Ontology annotation, molecular function: DNA binding.